Echinostoma caproni is the source of this 1650-nucleotide messenger RNA. NCBI's taxonomy places the organism in Eukaryota, Metazoa, Platyhelminthes, Trematoda, Plagiorchiida, Echinostomatidae. The record is from the annotation of a GenBank genome assembly.
AUGUCACCCCUCGCACCCAAGUACACUGACCCUAAUGGUGAUUCUGUUGGUGGUACCAGCGGCCGAAAUCUGGAAAUACCGACCAAGGUCCUCACAGGAUUCUUGUUCUUUGUUCUCGGUAUCAUUAUCUUACUUUUGUUGCUACUGAUUACCGUGGCCACUGCUGUGACCAAAUCCAGCUGGUGGACUCGUCGAAGACGGACUUGUCAGCGUCGUAUGGACCAUCUGGGUGUAAACAAAACACCUUUGUUGGAGGAUAGAAUAUUCUACUAUGCGGAUAUUUGCUUGGAGGCCAUCGCUUUCCAUUGGGAUGAAAGCGAACAACUGGUCAUAAAACCGCCGGUUAAACCAAAAACAAAUGACCAACUGACUGUGGAUGGGACGCAACUUCCACUGAGAUUCCAACCGGAGAAAUUGUACGGGGCGACCAGUACAAUACACCGGGAUAAUAUGAGAAAAAGAAGUUUUUCCACGUUGUCAGUUCAGCCGUCGCCGGACGGACAUCGACGUGCGUCUAUGAUUGAAAGUCUUUCGUUUCUCAGUCCAGCCAACUGUAUGAAAAUGGGCAAAACGCCUGACGAUCAGCCCCCAAGACUUCCGGGAUACAAGCUGGCCUAUCCACAAUAUGAAGGUUCUCAGUCUACAGGAUGGAAUGUUGGCACCUUGCCUCAGAUAGAUAUUACCUGUGACCAAGAUCUCACCGGAGAUGAAACAGACGGGAUUGACGGUUCACGUUCCGAUCGCGAAGCCGAUGUAAAUUCAGUGUUAUCGAUUUCCAUCCCCGUGAGACGAGCAUCAGCCACCAACAUUAAAGUGGUUGGACCAGUUCUUAAUCGUCGAGCCAGCUUUGUGGAUGCCUGUGCAAUACCAGCAUUAUCCAUAACCGGUGAUUCUACCAGCUCCGGAGAGAAGGAUUCUGGAAAAGACAAUAUCAGUUCAGGUACAAAUAUGCUGAGACCCGCUCAAAAUAACAUCGUGAUUCGUAUCAAAGCGGAUCUGUUAGUUUCUCUUUGUCAACGCCCAUUGGAAGGACUUAUCAGUGUCGGUGUUCACGAGAUACGGAAUAUCGAACUGCAAAAGCAAGGACCUUACAGUAUUGGCGAUUUGGAUCAGCUGACACACAUGGAACAAAGUGGUUUUGAAAUUCACGCAUGCCUCACAUACGAUGGUCAACUGAUAAAGUCGAAGAAAAGUGUAUUUCUACAACAACCAAGGAACAACCUGCUGCCGAGUAAACCACAAACGAAUGUGGAAAAAAGACUCUCUGUCUCUAGUACCCGACACUUGAUGUCGUUCAGCCGAACCGUGAGCGGCGAGCACUAUUUACAGUUCACUAUACCCCAUUCAAAGAAGAAUAUUGGUAAGCACGUGCUGUCGAACUACGGGAUAGUCUUGUUCGUGACCCACAAACUCGCGUUGACGGAUCAGCUCCCGGCGGAUUUUGUCAACCAGUUGAAAUUGAUCGGUGCUCCUGAACUGAAAAGUCUACAAGCUGUUGGGGACUGUUUUAUUGCGGACGAGUCGACUCAAACCGAUUACUGGACCAAGGUUUCGUUUAACGUUAAAUGUGAUUCUCAGUGUGCAUCGUUAUGGAAUGAGGCAGCAAGUCACGGAUCCAGUCGGGUGUAUCAAUGGCUGACCACCACAUAA